AUGAGCAUUCAUCUCAUCUUCACUGUCGCUGCCGUCUUCGGUAGCUAUCUUGUGAUUAGAGCGUUUCACAAAUUUCAUAGUCUUCGAACUGCUUCUAACGUUAUUCUGGUAAGUUUGUCAACCGCCGACGGUUUACUGGCGAUUCCUUUGAUUUUCGGCAUCGUGCAAAUGAGUCUUAGACUGUUAAACGGCUCUGAUGCUGAGUGUAGCUCCGGUCCUCUUGGAAAAAUAACCUUCAUAUCCAGCUUCUUUCUCAUCUCCGUCAUAAUUCUUCACCUCGCGUUGAUAAGCGUAGAACGUUUAAUCGCCGUGAAGUUCGCCUUAAGAUACCACACCAUAGUGACCAAUCCUCGAGCACUGAUCGUCGCCUUGGCAAUGUGGUUUUUUGCUGCGACCGUUACGAUAACUUUUGCAACGACACUUGUAGCAAACAGUGGAGACAUUGAACGGUUUCGCCAAGCGAUGGAUCCACACUGUAAAAACCCUGAAGAUCCUUUGGAUCACGAUCUUAAUCCGUUAAUGAAAGGGCUUCUCAUCUUUCUAGUAAUGUUUUUGCUAGUCAUCCCCUUGGUAAUCAUUUUGUGCUCAUAUGGCUACAUCUUUAUCGUCUCCUACAAACAAAGGAAAAAUAUAAGGGGACAAAACAACAUUCCAGGAAAGGCUACCGCCAUCAAGCACGAAAUGAAAGGCGCCAAUACUCUUGCUAUUGUUGUAGCCGUCUGCCUUCUCAGUAUCGUCCCACUGAUAAUCGUGACAGGCCUUCGCUUUUUCGGCGAACUUCCCGAACGUUGCGACCCAAAGAGAAAGUUAAUUAAGUUUAUUGUUUUUGACUUAGCAACAGGCUUAAACACCAUCUGUAAUCCUCUUGUCUACGGAUGGAGAAAUGAAAAAUUCAGAACUGCUUUUCGCAAACUGCUGAAGUGCUCUUAAAACGCGAAGUUGUGCGCCGUUGGAAGCUGGGAUAAAAGAGCCUGCUGUUUUAAAUGGAGAAUUUGCCACCAGAAAAAAAAUUACUCGAAUGGGGUCGAACAUUUUCCAGACUUUAGGAGCAGGUUCUGGCAUUAGGUAUUUUGGGAAGAAAAAUAGGAAGAAAAAAAACUGCUGCGGCAUAUUUAAUGCCUUUGUUUUUACAUUAAACACAUGCGUGAUCAGCUUUCAUUAUAUCCAUAUGAAAUUUACAUUGAUCCAAUUUAUCCAAAAGUGACUAAGAUGAGUCCAUAGUUUGCCACAAAAUAAACUGUAAUGGACUAGAGGUUCUGAGAAGCUAACGGCACAUAUCCAGCAAAAGUUGACCUAAGUUUCUCCUUGGGUCUAAAAUAAAAUGCGUUUACUCGAAAAUCCCGCUGAAAUUCAUCCCGGUUUUAAUAAACUAAAUUUCAAGCUUUUGGGCAAUGAUAAUGAGCGUUCUAUUCAGUACAAUGUGUAAGUAAGAUAAAGACGAACUACAAAAAAUUUCCAAGAACUUAAGACUGCGAGCAGUUUUUCAAAAAGAAGUGAUGUUAUUUACCAAAGAAGUGAUGGUCGAUCUAACGAAUGUAGCUCUUAGCCAUAACAGCAAAUACAGUGUGCCGAACACAUUGUUAACACAAAAUCUAAGUAUUGGAUUAUCUUGCUUUUCCUAGAAAAGAAACUUAAAUAAAAACGAAUAGCAAAUACUGUAAGGAAAAAACGGUAUUGAUACACCUCGCCAGGAUACAGUAAAACAAAACUUAUCUGCGGUAAACGAGCGAGGCACAAAAUAGAUACCAGUUCUCGACCGAGAAAAACUAUCACAUGAGAUCGAGGUCAAAUGAGCCAGCCAGCCAGCCCAAGAUUUCGUCCAAACCGUGAAAUAAUAUGGCAUCCAGGGCCCAGUUGCUCGAAGCAUGGUCAGCGUUAACCAGCGUUUAAUACCUUGACAACGUAUUGGUUUUGAUGCUGCUUAACCAAUGGUUAAAGCUAACCAUGCUUUGAGCAACUCAGCCCAGAACGAUACCUACCCGCGCGACUGUAGGGACCUUAAGAUCCAACGACACGAACGACAACAAGAACGUCAAAAAACAAUAGGUUUAAUUAGCAAAACAACAACUUCGCACGUGCAUCACACUUUUUUGUACAUUUCUUUCCCGUUUUUGCACAACUGCGACGUGAAAAUGCCUAAUUUCGCGUUUUAUGGCGAACGUAAUCAAGCAACGACGAAAUUUUACUUCUCUUUCUAAGCUUGAAUAUGAUCCUUUGAAAUUCAGCUUCAGGAGUGGGUAGGAAUAAUCGCUAUAAAGACUGAAAGAACGCAAAUUCACUUUUUAAGCGACGUUCUUGUCGCCGUCGUGUCGUUGGAUCUUAAAGUCCCUAGUGUAAAUCCCGCGGGAAAAGAAAAGCGACUCUAAUAGUAUGCGGUCUCCUAAUUCCUCAAACUGGAAAUAAACACUCUUCCAGUUAAGCAGAAUGAUAUACUAAUUUUAAGCACCUUCUGUACGCUUCAAACAGAUCGCCGCUGAGUGAUUUAAGAGUCCUAUUUUUGUAUGAAGUCUCUGUAAAAUAUUCCUAUUAAAGGAACUGCCCGUGGGUUCUGAAAUUCGAAAAAGAAAAGUGUCAAACUAAGUUUUGCAGCCAUAUUUGGGUGUUUGCCAAUUUUUCCUGUUUGGUCGCCUCUUUUCUUUACAUGAACACCUGUAGAAAUAUGGACGUUCUUCAUUGUAUCUAUUCCGCUCCAAACGUCUUCCGCUCUUUAAUAAGUUUAAUUUGUUACAAAUGUCGCCAGUAAGUAUGAAUUUAAUUUAUCUCUCCUUCCGAAUUCAUCAUUUUCCUACAUAGUGGUUUACGCGUUUCAAUUGAUUUUUAAUAACACAGCUUCAUAAAGUUAGAAAUGGAAACGGACGUUUCCUAGUCGCUUGAUUAAUGGCUCAAAAACGAAGGUGUCGAGCCAGUGUAUCUACUUCCUUGAACAAAAACAAUUUCUGUUCAGCUGACAGCUGACAGUGCAUAGUAGAAUUUAAAACGGCUAUUUUAAGCCGAAACUUAUCCACAGUCGCAAAGAAACAGGACCCAUGCAUUUUUUAUGCGUGAAACAGGUUCUGAUGUUGAUAUUAAUAAACUGACUUGAUAGUCUCUUAAAUAAUAAUAAUAAUAAUGAUAAUAGUAAUAAUGAUAAUAAUAACAAUAAUAAUAAUAACAACAAUAAUAAUAACAAUAAUAAUAAAAACAAUUAUAAUAUUAAUAAUAAUAAUUAUUAUUAUUUUAGUAAUAAUCAGUAAUAAUAAUAUUAAUUCAAAGGAGUAUUUAGGAGAGGUUUUCAGACCUGCUAAAAAGCUCGCACUUCGUACAUGUUCGGCUGUUCCUUGUUUUUCAAACUCAGUAAGACGCUCUUACUAGUUUAUGAAACUUUCAAAGCCUGCUGUUACAACUAAUUUUUAUUAAGAGUGCCACAGUUGUUUUGUUUUUCUUUCUAGGCCAAAUAUAAGGUUCUUUUUUAUGAAUUAUAAGUUGACUCUGUACAAAUUCAAUUCACCGUUGAACGCAGUCAGGUGUUUAGUAUAAAUUAAGAACACUGCGUGAUAACUAGUUUUAUUUGCUCAACUCUAUACUAUGCAAUUUUGACAUCCUAUUUACUUUCUUAAUGGAUUCUCAAUGAAUUAGCGAGGACAUUUAGAGUUUGACGUUGUAGAAAGUAAUUAAGACAGUUACCCAACGUUAACCUGUAUAUUAUAUGGACAAUCAUGUUUAUUUGGUUUUUGGUCAAUAGAAAUGGUUUAAUUCUACCUUUAUUGCAGUUGCGUCGAAUUUUGUUUCGACGCUAUUAAAACAAAAGGAACAUCAUCAAUAGUUGUUAUCGUUAUCUAAUAUCCUUUGAUCAUACACAGAGUUGGGUUCACCUGGCCAUGGCUGAAUAUUUAUAUAGUUUGAUUAUGAUACGAAACGGAACAACAGUGGUAAGAGUAAGUGUUCCGAAAACGAUAGAUAACAUAGGUGGCACAAUUUUCCUCCCGCAAUGCCGAACUGGAUAUUUAUUCUAAAGUUGAACGUUUGUGGGAUUAUCACAGUCGCUGCCGUCCUCGGCAGCUAUUUCGUGCUAAGAGCGUUUCACAAAUUUCGCAACUUGCGAACUGCUUCCAACAACAUUUUGGUGAGUUUGUCUAUCGCCGACGGCUUAAUAGCGAUUCCCUUGAUUCUUGAUAUCAUUUUGUAUAAUGUUGGAAAUCGUAAUUUAAAAGAAGUAAGCGGAACUGUCACCUUGUUCCUCCUUUCGGUCAUUGUUCUUCAUCUCACCUUACUGAGUUCAGAACGUUUCAUCGCCAUCAAGUUCGCCUUAAGAUACCACACCAUAGUGACCAAACGCCGAGCACGGAUCGUUUCCAUCGCGAUGUGGCUGUGGGCUCUGGUCAUUGUUAUUGCUCUUCCAUGGACGCUUUAUGGGACAACAGGCCACAAAGAUUACAGAGAAUUUCACAUAGGGAUGCAUCCAGAUAGUGAUAAAGCCCAAGAGCUCCCCAUCAGAUGGCAUCUUGUAUUGACAGCUGCGUCAAUGUUUCUUGUUCCCCUGUUGAUCAUGAUAUGCUCGUACACCUACAUCUUCAUAGUGUCCCACAAGCAGAGACAACGUGUCAGAAAACAGGGCCGCGACGUUCCAGGAAUGCCAACUAUCAAGCACGAAAUGAGAGGCGCCCGAACUCUCGCCAUUGUUGUGGCGCUGUGUCUGCUGAGUAUCAUUCCUAUCCUUGUUGUGACAUCCCUCCGAGUUUUCUGGCGCACAUUACUCGUAGGCCCCUACCAUCAAACGUUACUGCAGCAUAUCGUUUAUAAGGUGGCCAUGCUUUUGAACGCUGCAUGCAAUCCUCUUAUCUAUGGAUGGAGAAAUGAGGAAUUCAGAAACGCUUUUCGCAAGAUGCUAAAGUGCUGCUAA
Porites lobata is the source of this 4879-nucleotide messenger RNA. Lineage: Eukaryota; Metazoa; Cnidaria; Anthozoa; Scleractinia; Poritidae. The record is from the annotation of a GenBank genome assembly.